CUUUGGUGUGUAGAAAACCAAGCUCUUUCCGGUUCCAAAACCUUCAAAACAGAAGUUGGCAAACUAGCAGUGUUACAUCCUUCUUCAACAUGCCUCGUCAAGAACUUCAACUUAAAUGUUCCUCGAAGGAAGAACAGCGGCAAGAAAGACGAGGAGUAUGACGUCGUCUACCGUUACCCACACAUGCGACUCCUGGCGGCCAUCUCGCGUUUCAAAAUCGCACAGACCACGCUGAUGGUGUUCAUGGUCCCCAUAACUGUCACCAUGGCCGUGGAGGGCGACGCAUCGUGGACCACAGCAAACACUGUUAUCGGUUUCGGAAUCUUCUCAACAGUCAUGCUGUACGUAAUGAGCAACUACCUGAGAAAAUUCAUCGGUUUCAUCAGUAUCAACCAAUCAGGAGACACGGUCAGACUGUCGCACCUCAACUUCUGGGGACGGCGAGAGGAGAUGUACGUUGAUGUCAGCAAUGUCGUACCGAUGACAGAAACGGGGGACAGGCAAGGGGAGGUGUUUAGGAAGUUUAAGCUGUACGACUCCAGCCUAAUCAUGUAUUACACCUUAAGGUUUGGUCAGAUUGCUGACAAGGAAAAGUUGGGUAAAGUCUUGGGUCAUUUGGAGUGAUGCUAUUCACUGUUUUUGUUAAACAUGUUAUAAAUCUUCUGUCCAUUUGCGAUAAUCUUCACUGCACCUGUUACCACCCUUAAGUACUGCCAGGUCACCUUUGCCUAGAUGAACUAGCAAGUUAUGUCUGAAUGUUGUAAGUUACAUUAAUCAGAAAAAUAGGUAAUCAAAAAUGCUGUAUAUACAUAUGAUACGUAACCAAGAAACUCUGUGUGAAGCUUGACAAUACAUGCACUUACAUAAACUGCACAGGUGUAACAGUGCUUACAAUCUUGAAGGUUUUUGAUACUGGUCAAUGCUGUACUAUUACCAUUAUUGUUUGAUAUGGUCAUCAAUGGGCGAUAAAUAAGGCACUGCUAGCCUGUCCAAUCUUUGUCUUGCAUUAUUCAACAUUUAUAUCAUUGCUUCCAUUGCCAUUAACACAUCAUCAAGAGAUCUUCUAGAAGCAAUUCCAGAACAUGGUGCAAAUCAACUGAAAAGUAUUUAAUCACAACACAUACAUACACAAAUGCAAUAUCAAAAUUCCAGGCAUUAUCCUGCUAAGCUUAUAAGGUCAUAAAACAGAAUUGCAGAGAAAGAGACUGGUUUUCAGACCAUACAAAAUAGUUUACCAGUCAAAUUUUCAAAGGAACCUAAGUCUUACCAAGGUUAUCCUUAAGUACUCUAUUUUGAAUUGACCUCUUUUGAGCAAAUAGGUAGCAAGAAGUAGUCUUAAAGAGGCCACAC
This is a messenger RNA of Branchiostoma belcheri (Belcher's lancelet), 1350 nucleotides long. RefSeq names its product transmembrane protein 186-like. The record is from RefSeq and is a predicted model, not a curated record. NCBI's taxonomy places the organism in Eukaryota, Metazoa, Chordata, Leptocardii, Amphioxiformes, Branchiostomatidae. The transcript is spliced from 2 exons. Gene Ontology annotation, cellular component: mitochondrion. The annotation marks the transcript as partial.